CAAUGACGCCAGUCUCCAGGUUGGGGGAAGACUUUCAUCCUUCCUCCCGGCCUGGUCAGGGGUCACCCAGAACAAAUGGGUUUUGGGAGGGAUAGCAGAGAGAUUCAGACUAGAAUUUCUCUCCUACCCCCAAAAUUUCUUCACCCGCACUCCAACUCCGAAAGAUCCCCUAAAGUCCACAGUAUUAGAGGCAGAGGUUCAGUUGUUAUUGGACAAAGGAGUCGUUUGUCAAGUUCCAAAAGAAGAGGAGGGCAGGGGGUAUUACUCCCCACUCUUUCUGGUAAGGAAACCCAAUGGGACGUUUCGGAUGAUUUUAAAUCUAAAACGUUUGAACAAGUUCCUGAAAUACAAAAGAUUCCGGAUGGAGACUAUAAAGACAACUAUAGACCUACUAUACAAGGACUGCUGGAUGGCAAGUGUAGACUUAGAGGAUGCUUAUUACCACAUCCCUAUUCAUCCCUCCUCCCAAAAGUAUUUGAGAACGGCAGUCCAAGUAAAGGGCCAGCUUCUACAUCUUCAAUACAGGGCCCUCCCGUUUGGGGUCUCACAAGCCCCGAGAAUUUUUACAAAGGUUGUGGCGGAGAUGGUGGCUUUCCUCCGAUUGUCCAGGAUAGUGUUGGUACCCUAUCUGGACGACUUUUUGUUCAUAGCCCAGACAAAGGUACAGCUACAGACGGAUCUUGUUCUGGUGUGUUCCCUAUUGAAAGAUCUGGGAUGGAAGGUCAAUCGAGAAAAAUCUUGCCUAACCCCCUCUCAAAAUUGCAUAUUUCUAGGGAUGCAGCUGGACUCCAUAGCCCAGAAAACGUUCCUUCCUCCAAAAAAGGUAAUUUCAACAAAGGAACAUGUUUGGAUACUUUUCCGCUCCUUCCGAUGCUCCAUCAGAGAGGCGAUGGCAGUAUUGGGGCACCUGACGGCCACGAUUCCCGCCGUACCGUUUGCUCAGAUUCACAACGGCUAGGAAGUGGGAUAUCUUAAAGAUAUGGAAUGGUCUUCCACAGACGCUAGAGGAAAAAUUUCAUCUCUCCUCCAGAGCAAGGUAUUCCCUCCUAUGGUGGACAUCCGAGAAAAAUCUCUCGACAGGAAUGCCCUGGUCCUUCAUAGAACCCAUACGGAUAACUACAGACGCCAGUCCGUGGGGUUGGGGGGCUCAUUCAGAUGGGAAUUUUUGGCAGGGAAGAUGGGAUUUAAGAACCAGAGCCUGCACAUCAAAUUACAAGGAGCUCAAGGCAGUAGAAAGAGUUCUGACAGUGGCAGUUCCAGAAGUCUUAGACAAAAGGCUGGUCUUUUACUCGGACAAUUCGACGACGGUGGCCUAUAUAAAUCACCAGGGCGGAACAAAGAUUCCAUCACUGAUCUUCCUCUGCCAGGAAAUCUUCAAAAUAGCAGAAGACAGGAACCUGCUCAUAUCAGCAGUGCAUCUGAAGGGGAAAGAGAACACGGUGGCAGAUUUUUUGAGCCGAGUGGAACUCAGUCAGGCAGAGUGGAGUCUGAACGGAGAAGUUUUUUCCCAGAUUAUCUUAAAGUUUGGGACCCCAACUAUAGACCUCUUUGCUACCCGGAGGAACAGAAAGACGGAGAGGUUCUUCUCUUUAAAUCGCACAGAAAGUCCUACAGCAGUGGACAGCCUGGCCCAGGAUUGGAGCCGGGAACACGGCUAUGCCUUCCCGCCUAUUUCUCUAAUUCCACAGGUGCUGAAGAAGGUACGGAGGGAAGGAGCCUCUAUAAUCCUGGUUAAUUUCAAAAGCCUCAUUGAGCCCAUAUGGAUUGAGGCUAUUGAGUUUAAAAAUCCAAUACAUCUCCCGACAUCUGAUAUAUUGGACGUCUGUUUGGAGAUAUUGUUCGCCAUCCCAGAUGAAGAUCAGAUCAUCAAUGUAUCUUUUAAAGUAAAUGAUGUUUUUAUGCCAGAACUUCGUUUGAAUCUCAUAUGGGGACAGCCCAUGAGGCUGUCUUGGUGCAUUGCGCACAGAGUAGAGAGCAAUGGACUAACACUCGGGCCACGGUUUACCCGUGUCGGCAGAGAUCUUAGAGAUCUUGUUCUUGAUAGUACCGUUUAG
Messenger RNA from Bufo gargarizans (Asiatic toad), 2054 nucleotides. RefSeq lists its product as uncharacterized. The transcript has 5 exons. Lineage: Eukaryota; Metazoa; Chordata; Amphibia; Anura; Bufonidae. The record is from RefSeq and is a predicted model, not a curated record. Bases 1083 to 2054 code for a protein of 323 amino acids. Gene Ontology annotation, molecular function: nucleic acid binding.